AGAUACCUUGGGUGGAGGCACACAGAGUGAAUGCGAAUUAAAAUACUAGUUGAUUUCAGUUUCAUUGCACCUCAUGAAGUGAAUAUACAUUCGAAGAACAAAAGGAACUACCCACUCAAACAGCACCGAUAUGGUGGCGAUCAAGAACGAAGAAAACGAAAGUGAUUCCAAUGUACCGUACAGCAGGAUGGGGGAAUAUCAUUCUUCUGAUUCGCUAGAAAGUCGCGAUCCGCCACAACAUCCCGAUUCUCGUAAAGAAUCGGGCCAAGAUCAAGGCAGUGAUAACAGAAAUCGUACCAGCACAAGUGAUAGUGACCUUAUCGGUGAGCCCGACAUGGAUGAAGUGGAAGCGGAUGAAAUCAUUUCGGCUGCGGAAGGUUUUGGGAGCGGAGCCCGGAGAGGAUCGUCACAAUCCACGGCGGAUAAGCAACAGGUGGUUUACGGGAAGACGACAACGACAACCAGAAACGCCCAACAGCCACAGUCCACCCUCAGAAUGUUGAGCAAGAAGUUGCUGCUGGUUAACUUGCUUGCAAACUUUCUAAUGUUUGCCAUAGCCGGUUUCAUCACGUAUCAUUGCUUCAACAAGGCCACCGUCCUGUUUUCGUGGCAUCCGACUUUUAUGAGCAUCGGGUACUUCAUUCUGAUGUCCCAGGCCGUACUGACACUGUCCGGAGCGAACCUACUGACCUACAGGCAACACCAGAAAACUCGAAUCCUCAUCCAUUGGAUCCUCCAAGCACUGGCCGGCAUUCUGAUCACCAUUGCCUUCGUGUGCAUCUUCCUGAACAAGGUUCGCAUGGACAAGAAGCACUUCCAGACCACCCACGCCAUUGUCGGGCUCAUAACGGUCAUCCUCACGUUGGCCUCCAUUGGGGGCGGCAUUUUCACCAAAUACGGUUACCAGCUGCGACAUCUCGUCCGACCGAUCUACUCCAAGAUUAUGCACGGAGUGGCCGGCGUUGUGACUUACAUUCUUGGGUCGGCCACAAUCGCCCUCGGGGUAUACUCCCAGUGGUUCCAGGAGGACAACAACGGCCAGGUUCGGUUGGCACUGCUCAUCGGAAUCAUUGCCGUUACAUUGUACGUGAUCGUCAACCCUAUCGCAGCUACCAUCAGCCGAACGAAGACUGCCUUACGAAGCACGCUAUGAGCGACUCAAUUACCGGAUUAAUAUUUAUACACCUUAUCGCCUUAUCUAUUCCAUUAUGAGAGACCUGGUCUUAAACAUUGUACUAGGCUUUAAAGUUUUGGCUUUCGAAGAAUAUAUUUUUGAAGAAUUUUUAUACAACA
Aedes aegypti (yellow fever mosquito) is the source of this 1293-nucleotide messenger RNA. RefSeq names its product cytochrome b561 domain-containing protein 1. The record is from RefSeq and is a predicted model, not a curated record. Lineage: Eukaryota; Metazoa; Arthropoda; Insecta; Diptera; Culicidae. Bases 131 to 1153 code for a protein of 340 amino acids. The transcript has 3 exons. Gene Ontology annotation, molecular function: transmembrane monodehydroascorbate reductase activity.